AUGUGCACCCUUGGCCCAAUGCGGUGUUACCGUCCUUCCGUCCCACAGAACUCGUUCUGCCCCUUAACGCCAAAAAACACACGGGCACAGGUACCAGGUGCUGGCACCGGGGGAACUGCGCAGGGACGCGGCAGCCAAGGGACCAAGGCACUGCUUCAGGUGUACAAAGGGCUUGUGGACGCGACUUUUGCCAGCUGGGAGGCCGACGCCAGGGAGGCCCAGCACUUUGAGAAGAAGCUCCAACAGGAGGUGGAUGGAUUGGAACUGGAGCAGGGCACGCUGGAAGGAAUGCUGCGCCAGCUCGAAUGCGAGCUGGGAGCUUUGGAGGCAGCUGCCGCACAAGAGGAGGAUCGCCCCCCUCAGCAGGAAUACACGAGGGCUUUGCAAAGGCAGAGUGACGUGAGGCAGAAUGACAAGACCACCGCAAAGAAACCCCGGGUGCAGCGAAGGGGAGCAAAAGGACGCAACCAGGACCAUGACAUCGCUGCCAAUGUCCUCACUGGGCUGGAGGAGGAGGUGCGCAUCUGGCAGCUUCGUCUGCAGCUGGCUGGAAACAAUCACAGGCUGGCAGAGUUGAGUGAAUGGCAGGUGUUGCUGGGCCAGCAAGGGCAGCUGGAUGGCACAAUGCCAACAGUAGAAAACAGCACAUUGCCUGAUGCAAAUGCGGACACUGUGUCGAGGACAAGGGAUGCAAUCUCGCCUGCUGGAAAACCUGUAGCAAAGCCUUCUUCCAGCCGUGUAUCCCAUGGGCAGCGCCAGGGGUCAAAGAGCAACAUCAAAAGGAAAAGCAAGCUUGCAAGCUUGCCUCUGACAUUGAAUUGUCCCACAAGGAAACGGCAAGAAGAGCUGCUAGGCAGAAGGUUGCGCAGAAGAACUGAAAUGCAUUCAAGCCCCUCAAUGUGGUAG
This is a messenger RNA of Ostreobium quekettii, 906 nucleotides long. NCBI's taxonomy places the organism in Eukaryota, Viridiplantae, Chlorophyta, Ulvophyceae, Bryopsidales, Ostreobiaceae. The record is from the annotation of a GenBank genome assembly.